UCUGGACACCGUGUCUGGGCUCAUCAAAAUUGUGCAGAAGGAAUGGCGCAGUACUUUCAAAAAGAUUCGAUAGCCACUUUAACAUAUAAGUCUAUCCUGAAUAUUCAACGAUUCUAUAGUCUUGCCGAUCCACCUAUACGGA
Messenger RNA from Ambispora leptoticha, 142 nucleotides. NCBI's taxonomy places the organism in Eukaryota, Fungi, Glomeromycota, Glomeromycetes, Archaeosporales, Ambisporaceae. The record is from the annotation of a GenBank genome assembly.